UUUUGUCUAGCUGGUCAUAUUAUUAUUGUUAGUCUAAAAUUUCCGUUCGAUGCCAUUCCUCUCUUUAUAUAAAGCUUCCCAUCUCUCAGUAACACACAUGAGUGUCUCUUGAAAUAAUUUAAACAUAAAACAGUUAAUUGAGAGUUUUGAGUGUUUUGAGGCUCAGGAAUUCAAGAAGAAACUGGCAGUAAUGGCGAAGGAAGCUUCAAAUGGAGACAACCAUGCGGCUUCAAAACCACCGCCAACCCCAUCUCCUCUUAGAAAUUCUAAAUUCUUUCAGUCCAAUUUGAGAAUUUUGGUCACCGGAGGAGCUGGAUUCAUUGGCUCUCACCUUGUGGACAAGUUAAUGGAAAAUGAAAAGAAUGAGGUGAUUGUUGCGGAUAACUACUUCACUGGCUCAAAGGACAACCUAAAGAAGUGGAUUGGUCAUCCAAGAUUUGAGCUUAUUCGUCAUGAUGUCACUGAGCCAUUGCUAGUAGAGGUUGAUCAAAUAUAUCAUCUUGCUUGCCCUGCUUCCCCAAUCUUCUACAAAUACAAUGCUGUGAAGACUAUUAAAACAAAUGUGAUUGGUACAUUGAAUAUGCUGGGGCUUGCAAAGCGAGUGGGAGCAAGGAUUUUGCUUACAUCAACCUCAGAGGUGUAUGGAGAUCCCCUUGUGCAUCCCCAGGAGGAAAGCUAUUGGGGAAAUGUUAACCCAAUCGGAGUGAGGAGUUGCUAUGAUGAGGGAAAGCGAGUUGCUGAAACUUUGAUGUUUGAUUAUCAUAGGCAGCAUGGGAUUGAGAUUCGGAUUGCUAGGAUCUUUAACACAUAUGGGCCUCGAAUGAAUAUCGAUGACGGGCGUGUUGUCAGCAAUUUUAUAGCUCAAGCAAUCCGUGGUGAGCCCUUGACUGUUCAGGCGCCUGGAACCCAAACAAGAAGUUUCUGUUACGUGUCUGAUAUGGUUGAUGGCCUUAUUCGUCUUAUGGAAGGAGAGAACUCUGGCCCGAUCAAUAUAGGGAACCCAGGUGAAUUUACAAUGACUGAACUAGCUGAGACUGUGAAGGAGCUUAUCAACCCUGAUGUGAAGAUCGCAAUGGUGGAGAACACACCAGAUGAUCCUCGCCAACGAAAGCCGAAUAUCACAAAGGCUAAGGAGCUGCUAGGAUGGGAACCAAAGAUCAAGUUGCGUGAUGGUCUUCCCCUCAUGGAGGAGGAUUUCCGGACUAGGCUUGGAGUCCCCCCAAAGAAGUGAAACCAUAUAUUAUUAUAUAGCAUAAAACUGCUGGACCGCAGGCGCAUCUACUAGCUGGUUAUUUGAGAAAUUCUUGACAUCCGGUUUCAUCCCAGUACCGAUGCUUAUCUGUUCUGCAUUCCCAUUUACGUAAUUUAGAAUAAAACGGUAUUGGGCUCUCAUUUUAUAAUGUAGUUUGUUGAAGAACCUCUAUUUUUGCAUUUCGGACGGUAUUUGAUCUGAUAUUCAGAAAGUUUUUAAUUGAGUUUGAAGUCUUGCUCAA
Messenger RNA from Carya illinoinensis, 1493 nucleotides. Its product is annotated as UDP-glucuronic acid decarboxylase 6-like. Gene Ontology annotation, molecular function: NAD+ binding; UDP-glucuronate decarboxylase activity. The coding region runs from base 191 to 1231 and encodes 346 amino acids. The transcript is spliced from 13 exons. NCBI's taxonomy places the organism in Eukaryota, Viridiplantae, Streptophyta, Magnoliopsida, Fagales, Juglandaceae. Gene Ontology annotation, cellular component: cytoplasm. Gene Ontology annotation, biological process: D-xylose metabolic process. The record is from RefSeq and is a predicted model, not a curated record.